Condylura cristata (star-nosed mole) is the source of this 1035-nucleotide messenger RNA. It is a transcript of the gene TADA2B, whose product is annotated as transcriptional adaptor 2B. Gene Ontology annotation, molecular function: chromatin binding; transcription coactivator activity. Gene Ontology annotation, biological process: chromatin remodeling; regulation of transcription by RNA polymerase II. Gene Ontology annotation, cellular component: nucleus; SAGA-type complex. The record is from RefSeq and is a predicted model, not a curated record. The transcript has a single exon. Bases 21 to 1007 code for a protein of 328 amino acids. NCBI's taxonomy places the organism in Eukaryota, Metazoa, Chordata, Mammalia, Eulipotyphla, Talpidae.
CUUGGUCGUUGCAGGAGGACAUGGCCGCUCACGUGGGCGCGUCCCGCACGCCGCAGGAAGUGAUGGAGCAUUACGUAAGCAUGUACAUCCACGGCAACCUGGGGAGAGCCUGCAUCCCCGACACCAUCCCCAAUCGGGUGACCGACCACACCUGCCCCAGCGGGGGCCCCCUGUCGCCCAGCCUCACCACCCCCUUGCCUCCCCUAGACAUCUCGGUGGCCGAGCAGCAGCAGCUGGGCUACAUGCCGCUGCGCGACGACUACGAGAUCGAGUACGACCAGGACGCCGAGACGCUCAUCAGCGGGCUCUCGGUCAACUACGACGACGACGACGUGGAGAUCGAGCUCAAGCGCGCGCACGUGGACAUGUACGUGCGCAAGCUGCGGGAGCGGCAGCGGCGCAAGAACAUCGCGCGCGACUACAACCUGGUGCCCGCCUUCCUGGGCAGGGACAAGAAGGACAAGGACCGCGGCCUCAAGCGCAAGGUCAGCAAGGAGGAGAAGGAGCUGCGGCUGAAGCUGCGGCCGCUCUACCAGUUCAUGUCGUGCCGCGAGUUCGACGACCUGUUCGAGAACAUGCACAAGGAGAAGAUGCUGCGCGCCAAGAUCCGCGAGCUGCAGCGCUACCGGCGCAACGGCAUCACCAAGAUGGAGGAGUCGGCCGAGUACGAGGCGGCGCGGCACAAGCGCGAGAAGCGCAAGGAGAACAAGGCGGCGGCGGGCGCCAAGCGCGGCAAGGAGGACGGCAGGGACGGCGAGUUCGCCGCCAUCGAGCACCUGCCGGGCUUCGAGCUGCUGUCGGACCGCGAGAAGGCGCUGUGCAGCGCCCUGGGCCUGAGCCCCGCGCGCUACGUCACCGUCAAGACCAUCAUCAUCCGGGACCACCUGCAGAAGCGCCAGGGGCUGCCGGCCAAGAGCCGCCUGCCCAGCUACCUGGACAAGGUCCUCAAGAGGAGGAUCCUGAACUUCCUCACCGAGAGCGGCUGGAUCUCCCGCGAGGCCUCCUGAGCCGCAGCCACGCCGCGGCCCCGGCGCC